GGGGCACUGUAGCGAAAGGGCUCAGUGUUGUGUUUACAAACUGAACGGACAAGAUGGCAGAGGCAGACAAUCCAAAAGAAGGCUCUUGUACUUUCUUAUUCAAGAAAUCCACAAAGAAAUUUUCGGGACGAAAAAGAAAGGCCAGUGACAGCGAUAAAGAUGGGAACAGUGAUGAAGAUCUCAGUUCUGUGGUCAGAAAGGAUAAGAAAGAGACUCGAGUAAAUCCGAUGAUUCAAAAGUCCAAGAAAGUGGAGAAAGAGGCUGUGUGCUCCAAUGAAAGUGAAGAUGACAAAGAGGACAAGAUAACCAUUUCCUACAAGUCCACACGUUCAGCUAAACCAGAGGGCCCAGAGGACAUGGGUGCCACGGCGACGUACGAACUGGACACGGAGCGUGACAAGGACGCUCAGGCCAUCUUUGAGAGGAGCCAGAAAAUCCAAGAGGAGCUGACGGGCAAGGAGGACGAUAAGAUAUACCGUGGCAUCAACAACUACCAGAAAUUCAUCAAACCCAAAGAUACCACUAUGGGCAACGCAUCCUCUGGCAUGGUCCGGAAAGGACCCAUCCGAGCCCCGGAGCACCUGCGAGCCACAGUCAGGUGGGACUAUCAGCCAGACAUCUGCAAGGACUACAAGGAGACCGGAUUCUGCGGCUUUGGAGACAGCUGCAAGUUCCUCCACGACCGAUCCGACUACAAGCAUGGCUGGCAGAUCGAGAGGGAGCUGGAGGAAGGCAGAUACGGCGCCAAUGCACGUUUCCUUAUUUGGGUCGGUGUGUACUGGACGGAGUCUAUCCCAGCUGACUUAGGGCGAGAGGCGGGGUACACCCCGGACUGGUCUGCAGCCAAUUGCAGGGCACGUACAAUAUCUGCUCCUGUUUGCGAACAGUCUCAGGACAAAUUAAGUUUCUGAGCCGAGGUUCCACUUUAAAGACGAACAAGUAUUCAUGCUCACUUUCACACUUGUGGUCAAUUUAGAGCGGGGGUGUCCAAUCUUUUUCCUCCGAGUGGCGCGUUGACAUUCAACUUCGACAGUAAAACCAAUCCAACAAGCUCCUACACUACCAACCAAGUUUGGACACACACACACUCAAGUGCUAUUAAAUGCUAAACUUUGACCAAACUUUUGACUGGUUGUUUAUAAUUUCAAAUCAUUUCAACGUGCCUCAACUGGUGCGGUUCGACGCGGGUUGCGUUCAAGGCACGCAGAAGAAAAACAGCAGCUGAAUUAUGCCUUCAUUAACAAUUCAUUAGACGAUAGAACAUGAAACCUAGUACAAAUAAAGUAUGUGGGGUGUCUGUGAAAAAAAUAGUAAUAAAGUAACUCCGUUUAUGCACUACAAUCUUUCAUGGUCAUGUCUCUCACAGAACUCUCAUAUGCACCGUUAAUAUAAGACCACAAAAAAGUGUCUCACUUCACUUAAUACUGAAAUGCAGAAUUUACUUGGGCUCAUAAAUUCACAAGAAAAAACUCAUUAAAAUUGUAUUUCAGUUUUAUUAAUUCAUUCAUGUCACAUUAUUUCUUAUGGGGAAAACAGAUUUUUGAUUCUUACCUAAUCAACAACAAU
Phyllopteryx taeniolatus (common seadragon) is the source of this 1566-nucleotide messenger RNA. It is a transcript of the gene rnf113a, whose product is annotated as ring finger protein 113A. Lineage: Eukaryota; Metazoa; Chordata; Actinopteri; Syngnathiformes; Syngnathidae. Gene Ontology annotation, cellular component: U2-type spliceosomal complex. Gene Ontology annotation, biological process: snoRNA splicing. The record is from RefSeq and is a predicted model, not a curated record. The transcript is spliced from 8 exons. Gene Ontology annotation, molecular function: metal ion binding. The coding region runs from base 54 to 911 and encodes 285 amino acids.